CCGGCUGCAGCUACUAGGAAGUGACUGCCUAAGUCCUCCCCUCCUGCUCUGCAUUGAGCUGACUCAGUCUGUGCAGUUGUUAGGGACUUAGGUGCAGCCGUGUGGGCUCCUGGAGGUAGGGGAGCAGCUGCUGCACACAGGGACUCACUGCGUGAGGCUAGUGCUGGCGGCGGUUCCAGAGUGAAAAGGUUGGUUUGCAGUUUCCCGGGUACCUGCCAGCUGGCGCCGGGAGGGUAGCAGCAGAGUUGCCCAUUGAUUGUGCCUCAGCCCAGCUCCAGAAGGACCACAGUGAAGGGUCAUGCUGGUACUGGGAUGAGAGUAGCAAGGUGCCAGGAGACAGACAAAACGAGAUGUCCUCGCUGCUGAAAUGGUCUUCCUUGCCAGUGGCAGGCAUGGUCUCGGAGCUGAAGUUCUCAGUUCCUUGGGGCCACAUUGCAGCCAAAGCCUGGGGAUCCCCGCAAGGCCGUCCUGUGCUCUGCUUGCAUGGCUGGCUGGACAAUGCCAACACCUUCAACAGACUCAUCCCAUUGCUCCCUAAAGAUUACUGCUACAUGGCAAUGGAUUUUGGGGGCCAUGGCCUGUCAUCCCACCGGCCUGCAGGCUUUCCAUACCACUUCCUGGACUACGUGAGUGAGGUCUGCAGGGUGACGGCAGCUUUGAAGUGGAGUCGAUUUACUCUAAUGGGUCAUAGUUUGGGUGGGAGUGUUGCAGGAAUGUUCUCCUGCAUUUUCCCUGAGAUGGUGGAUAAGCUGAUCCUGGUGGAAUCUUGUGGCUUCUUUCCAGCUCCUCAGGGUCAGGACAGAGGCCCAGGAUUAGAUAGGCAAAGGAAGCUGAACUCCCCUCUUCCCUCUAGAAAUGGGCCAUCCAGGUCAGAGGAAAGCGACAUGUGGCUGGACUCUAAGAGGAAGGUGAUUGAAAGUCUCCUGAGCCUGGAAGAGAACAAGCCCCAGCCCCCUAAAGUACGCAGCCCCCAGGAAGCACUGCAGAGGCUAUUGCAAGCCAACAGCCACCUGACAGAGGAGAGUGGGAGGAUCUUACUGCAGCGAGGAGCAACUGAGGUGAUGGGAGGCAUGGUGUAUAACAGAGACUUAAGAGUCCUUACGCACAAUCAAGAUGCCCUUACUCUGGAGCAGUGUUCGCGCUUCUUGAGAGAAAUCCAGGCCAGUGUUCUAAUGAUCAUAGCACAGGAUGGAAUUUUUAAUCCUGAAAAGAAGAGCCAGUACUUUGUGAAGCCUCUUCAGGAAGCCUUCCAGUCCAACCUUAAGCACAGAUUCCAGUUAGCCGAGGUGACUGGGAAUCAUUUUGUGCAUCUGAAUGAGCCUGAAGUAGUGGCAGGGAUCAUCAACGCUUUCCUAAAGAGGGACCAGAGCUCCAAAGCCAGGCUGUAGGCUAGAAUCCUGCAUCAGGGCUUGGUUACCUGCUUCCUGGGGGAGACAGCAGCAGUGACAAGAGAGCAAAGAGCAUAACAGCCUUGGAGACUGAACUUAACCGAUCUGGGCCCUGCAAUUUGCCCAUUACGUGAUUUUCAUUCCUCUUCUGAACCCUGGGAAUGGCAGAAAGCACCCAGGCAGGGAGGAGUUUCCGUAAGGAAGAGCUGAGUAAACUCCCAUGUGUUCAAAUGCAGAUGGGGAUGAGAUCUACCUCAUGCCUCCACUUCACCUGCUACACGAACAGCUUUUGGAUUUAAGGUCUAGCUCCCUGUUAAACCUUGUGCAGUUUCA
Messenger RNA from Pelodiscus sinensis (Chinese soft-shelled turtle), 1721 nucleotides. Lineage: Eukaryota; Metazoa; Chordata; Testudines; Trionychidae. The record is from RefSeq and is a predicted model, not a curated record.